CUUCAAAAAAAAAAUAUGGCUGUGAUCUUUUUCAAAUAUCAGGUGUUAGUGUAAAUUUAUUUUGCCUAUCAACAACAUACAACGGAAUCUUCAAAAAAAAAAAAAAAAAAAAAAAAAAAAAAAUUACCUUUGUCCAUCAUCAUGACCACCGAGAUUGUUAACGGGCCAAAUAUUUUUAACCAAAGUCAUCAUCAUAAUCAUCAUCAUAGUCAUAUUAGUGAUCAUCAUCAUCAAAAUAGCCAAAAUGUGAUCAAUGUUGAUGGUAAUAAAUUGAUGGUACCGAUUUUUAUGGUUACCAAUAGUGAAAAUGAUGAUGUUCAAACCAGGGAACCCUCAUUGAUAAAUCAAAGAUUAUCCAGUAGUAAUAAUAGUAGUGAUGGUGAUAAUGGUGGUCCAACAACGCCAAUAUCUGUCGAUUCUAAAUCAAAUUCAUAUUUUGAACGAGCUUCAUCAUCAUCAUCGUCGUCAUCAUCGACAUUAUCAUCACCAUCAUCAAGUUCUAUACAUCAUUCAUUUCAAUGGUCAAAUCUACGGUCAUCAUCA
Dermatophagoides farinae (American house dust mite) is the source of this 543-nucleotide messenger RNA. NCBI's taxonomy places the organism in Eukaryota, Metazoa, Arthropoda, Arachnida, Sarcoptiformes, Pyroglyphidae. The record is from RefSeq and is a predicted model, not a curated record.